Molecule: messenger RNA, 5179 nt
Organism: Prinia subflava (tawny-flanked prinia)
Lineage: Eukaryota; Metazoa; Chordata; Aves; Passeriformes; Cisticolidae
Gene: ENDOD1
Product: endonuclease domain containing 1
Exons: 3
Coding region: 760-2214 (484 amino acids)
Molecular function (GO): hydrolase activity; metal ion binding; nucleic acid binding
Source: RefSeq, a predicted model, not a curated record
CAGGAGAGAAUGCAAGUGAAGAAGCAGAGGAGCCAGAUCAGCAUCCCUGUCAGUCUGAGGCAGUUUGUGGCCUCUCACAAGCCACCCUUGCUAGUGAGCAUCAUGGCAGAGUUGAGCAACAAAGCAGCACUGCCAGUGGAAGGCCAUUCCUCACCAGCACCAGGGACACCACGGGGAAGGUGUGAAGACAAAAGGCAGCAGAGACUGGCAUCAAAGCCUCAUUUUAGGCUCACAGCUGGAGAGGACAGCCAAUACCUUCUUUGGGGUGGCGAAUCUGACUUUGCAGCAUCCCCUCUGACAGCCUCAGGAACAUUUCUGGCUGUGUCAGCCAAAAUUCCUGCCGGGGACUGCUGCAAUGCAGCACACCACACCCCCGCCGGCGCUGAGCCCGAGCCUGGACAGCCGGUGCUGCUCGGCUGCAGCCCUGGCGCUGCCACAGGCGUCCCUGCUCCUCCUCCUGAGCGAGCCCGGUGAUCUCCGGUUGCCCGGCACCCCGUCCCGCGGGCGGUUCCCGUCCGCAGCUGGUGUCACAGCAGCGCGGCGCGCUCGCCUUCUCCCGGCGCUGCUGCGGAACGCGCUGCUGCGGAACGCGCUGCUCCCCGAAGGGCUCGGCCGCGGUUUCGGAUUUCAUUGCCCUCGCACGCUGCACCCGAAUUCCAGACGCGUUCUGGCUGCGCUGCUGGAUGGACUCUGAGCGUCGGUGCUGUGCCGUACCCAGCGGAGGCAGACGGGGCUUCCCUCGGCUCCACGGAGUGCACCAUGAAGACGUCAAUUGUGUUCUUGCUUUGCCUCUCAGUUUUCCCCGGCUUUUCCCAGGGCAGGGUUGUUAGAGAGGAUGAAACUGGUUUUGCCGAGUGUAACGUGUUCUUCCCCGGACAAGUCCCACCAGAAGGAUUUACGGAGCCGUUCCAUGUGAAAAUCUGUCAGCAGUACAACAAGGAGCCACGCUUUGCAACCCUCUACAGUACUAAGGACAAAAUCCCUCUUUAUUCAGCUUUUAAGUUUACAAAGCCAGCUCAGAGUGAGGAGGAGAGGUGGCUGGUUGAACCGCAGAUAGAUGAUCCAGAAAAUGACUUGCAUGAAAUGGUGCAUGAAGCCGAUAUUGGUGGCACUGUGGCCAACCUUGGUGAAAAUCAAGCCCUGACCUCAGACUACGUGGGCUCUGGCUACGAGAGAGGCCUUCUCAAUCCCAGUUUGCUUAAUGAGGAGGAUUUCCAGGUGGCCACUUACACACUCACAAACGCUGUGCCUCUGAGCCCAGCUCUGAGCAAAAGCUGGCACAGAGACAUUGGGAAAGUAGUGGAGCAAGCUCUGAUCCCUCACUGUUCCAAGAUGGAUCAUCUAUAUCUCCUUGCAGGCGCAAUUCCUUCGGGUGUCCAAGUUAAAGGCAAGAUGUCAGUGCCAGAGAGCCUCUGGCUGGCAGCCUGCUGUGAUGCUCCAGAGGGAUGGUCCCUGGGACUAGUGAAAAAAAUCAAUGAUGAAAACAGCUUGGCAGACCUCACGGUGAGAGAGCUGGAGAAGCAGCAUCUACCAGGAGUUCACUUGUUCAAGGGCAACUGUAGGGAAGACAAACAAAGCCAGGAGAAAAGAGAAGCAGUAUUGCAAGCUGUCAGUCAGAUCCGCUCUGGAGAGCAAGUAGGAACAAGUAAGAACCAGGAGAAUACAAGAAUAAGUAACAACCAGGAGACCGAAGACAGUGGCUUGAUGAGAAGAGUGGCUGGCAUCAUUGCUACCCCUUUCAUCAAACUUCUGGAACUCCUCAUCUACAUCGUCGUGCAGCUGGUGAAACUGGUGUUUUAUUUUCUGUGGCUUGUUGUAAAGCGAGUUGUUGGUACCAUUCUGGAUGGAGUCUGCAGCCUGUGGAACGGGGUGGUGUCCUACCUUAAAGCCGUCAGCAUGGUGCUCAUCUGCAUCCCCUAUGAUGUUGGGAGGGUCAUCAUCAACAUCUUCCUGGGCUUCCUGCAAAAUGUUCAAGACGUGAUGUUCCUCACCUACAGGAUCCUGAGCAUCCCCAUGGGGUUCGUCCUUCACCUUGCUGCUUUCCCUUACCACACCAUCUGUGCCGUUCCCUCUGUCCUCAAAGACGUGGCCACUGGGGUUGGGGGCACCUUUGCGCUGGUCGUCGACACCACAGCUGCGGUCCUGCAUGGCUUUUAUUACCUGGCUUGUCACAUCCUCAAGCGGUUUGUCCCUAAAGGCUCCUCUGACGACUGACGGGCGGAAACCAAGGCUGCAGAUACGUGGAAUGAAGGAGAAGAGGGGCAAUGCUUUCAGAGACGUGGCCAAAUGCUGUCAAUUUCAUUCUGGUAUUUAUUGCAGUGACACUAAUAAAAAUGAACUGACUGGGGAAUAGCAAGGAGGCCCAAGGCGAUGUCGCUCGGGGCACCACUACUGUAACUCGAGUUCUGUCUGUUGUAAAAUGUUUGGGUUUUAUCAGUGCAGGCCACAAAGUUUAUGUGGUUUGCAGGUGUUGAGAUGCUUCCUCUGGGAAAUGCACGCUGAAUGUGGUACGAGGUAAUUUCUUUCUGGCUAUGAUGACACUGAGACUUAUGCAGUGGCAGUGAGCUCUGUAGAAGCCCAUCCCUUCCAAGGAGCAGGUGGGACAUGAGUUACAGAGGGUUACUGGGACUUGAUGCAAGGAUGGAGGUAAGAGUGCAAGGACUUGAGGCUGGGAAACAGCAGGGAGCAGGGUGGAAGGGGGGCAAGGUCCUGCUGCUGGCUGCAUUGCUCUGGUGUCCCACUGGUGGAGGGGAUGCAGCUGGGUAUAUCUCAUAAUCUUCAGGCCUUUCCAGACAUCUGAAAUUGCAUGGAUCUUGCUGCAAGGAAAGACCUACUGCCCUUUUUUUUUUGUUGUUGUUGCUUGAUGGGAAAGCAUUUUUCCUUAGCCAUACCAGGAUCAUCUUCCCCCAACCCUUCCUUGCUGUCUGGUGACCACUGAAGGUCUGAGCCCUGCAUCUUCAAGAUGCGGUGUUCCCUGAAGGUCUAAGGCCAUGAAUGUCUUAGCCCUGAAGCCCUUGUGUCUGCUCCAGUGCCCAGUCAAUCUGGGAGCCGCACUUUUGGAUUCAAAUCUGUUGCCACCUGCCUUGUCUCCCUUGAGAGCUGACUGCUCCUGAAGUACACAGAGGACUGUCAGGUGGGAGGAGAGGCAGGAGGGAUCCCAGGCUGCAGCGCUUGUUUUGCUGUGUGAACACCCAUCUGGUGAGCCCACGCACAGAGAGACACCUCAGUGUCAGAGGUGAAACAGUUCCUUUUCUGCACAGCUUAUCCUCUCUGCUCACUCCUCACCCCUUCUUCCCUCUGCCAGCAUGAGCCAUGUACCCAAACAUCUGCAGCCCUGGAGCUGGGGCACACAUCAGGGCUUUGCAGGGGACCAACAAAUAUUUGCAGCCAGAUGAGGGGCACAGAGACAUCUGCCACUGCUGGAGAAGGUCACAGGAGUGCUGCCCUUCCCUGGGGCUUGGCUCAGCAAGGGCCUUUGGAUCUCUUGGUGCAGUUGCCUGAAGGAGGGAGGCUUCCUGUCUCAGCAACAUUUACUUUGGCUGGACUUCAAGAGGCAUUUGGGAGUCUUAUGUAUGUGGUUCCUUCCUUUGACACCCUCUGUGUCUCUCCCUCCAGCAUCACCUUGAUUUGGACCCCUGGUCUACCAUAGCAUCCCAUAAUGAGUCCCAGGAGUGAGCAAGCUGAUGCUGCCAUCUCAGUGGUGCUGUGCUGGGAGUAGCCUGCCCUGGGUUGAAGAAAACAUGGCAGCUUUGCCUCUCUGCACCAUGUAGCCUGCAGCAAGGCUGAUCUGGCAUGGAUGGAUUCAGAGGGAAAAGGAGAUUUGGCUGGUUCAUGAUGGGACAGAAUUGUUUCUUUAGCUCAGGGGCUGUGUUCAGUGCAACCACAUGUGUGUGCACAUCUCAGCCCAGCACAUCCUGGCCAGGUUCACCCUGUUCAGCAGUGAUGCAAAUGGCAGAGUUGGGGAUGCCAACAAUGGUGACAAAGUGGGGGAGCAGUGGCAUGAGUGGGAAGAGGCAAUGACUCCCUGUCCCGCCCUUCAUGGGCCACUGCUGGUUUAUGGAGAAUGAGAGGCUGUCGGCAAGCAGAACUGGCUUUGUUUAAAGGGAAAGGCAGCUUUUGUGUGCCAGUAUGGGUUGUGGUUGGGUAAAGUCAGUGGUGUUUUGCUAUGAGAAUGUUUGGUGCAAGGCACAAGGUCACUGCUCCUGACAGGCAGAGAGCAGCCAGUGGAUGCUCUCCAAACUGAACUUUGCAUGUCUGCCCACUCAAACAUGCCUGGUCUGCUGUCAAGACAGAUAUGGAGCUGAUUUCCCACCCUUUCGACACCCUGUCUCAAUCCUGGUGCUCCUCUAGGGCUACAUGGCGGCUGUCAAGGCAGGAAAGAAGCCAGCUCAAGCCCCAGGGGAUGCUAGGGUGGGCUGACAGGAUCCCCAGCCUGGGGGCCCCAGGAUCCCCAGCAGCCUCUGAAGGCACAUGGGAUGGCAGCAGCUCUCAAGUGCAGCCCAAGCACUGGGAGAAGGGGUAGCUGCCCCCCACAGCUGUCUUGCACCUUCUGUGUGGCCUUAUCUCUGACCUGUCUUAGCUGUGUGGCACUGCACAGCAGCCAGCCAGGCACUUCCUGAGGGCUCUGUGCCCAGAGCAGCUUCCCUACCCCUGAACCCAGCAGCCUUUGCAUCCCAGGGCCAGCAGCACCUCCAGUGCAGCUCUGCAGAUGCAGUGAUGUGAGAGCUCAUGGGCUGAUGAACAGCAAAGCUGAGGCGCCUCAGGAGGUCUGCACUGUCAGUUUGCCACCACUGUUGCUGCCCCCCCUAGCUCAGGCCAGCACAGCUCUGCUGCAGCCAUGACUCCUGACAGCAAGUGGACAGUCCUUGAAAUCUAAGGUGCUGCAGCUCUAUAGGAUUUGGGCAGAUGUGCAACAGUAUUAUUAAAAUUGUCUUAACAUGCUCAGAUUUCAAAUGUUAAUAACAGUAACUGGCAUGGGGCAUUUCUCUUCUGUGCUGUGUGUCUGAGCAGGCAGUGGGAAAUCUGCCUUGAACAUUGAGCAGUUAUCACAGAACAAGCAACAUCCUGCAAAAAAACCACUGUUUGAGAUUCUCCUGAUCUAGGCAUGAUUUAUGGCUCCUGAGCUUUACUCUAUCCUUGGAAACAUAUGGCUUCAACAAAAUAAAAUUACUUUUCCUAA